This is a messenger RNA of Frankliniella occidentalis (western flower thrips), 2910 nucleotides long. RefSeq names its product mediator of RNA polymerase II transcription subunit 16 (gene MED16). Gene Ontology annotation, cellular component: mediator complex. Lineage: Eukaryota; Metazoa; Arthropoda; Insecta; Thysanoptera; Thripidae. The transcript has 16 exons. Gene Ontology annotation, molecular function: protein binding. Bases 267 to 2696 code for a protein of 809 amino acids. The record is from RefSeq and is a predicted model, not a curated record. Gene Ontology annotation, biological process: positive regulation of DNA-templated transcription.
CCUUAUUUACACCACACUUGUUGUUGUUGUUGAAGUGGCGUUGAACUUGUUUUGCUAGACUGCCAUUGAAUUGUCAAAUUUCUCUUUAUUUCACUACUUUAUGAAAGGAUCUAUCCUUAAGUCCGAGUUUCUUGAGAUCUUCUUGUGUUACGUCAAUAAUUCCAGCUGUUUGUUAUGAAAAUGAAGAGACUUGACAUGAUUGCUUGCGAUGCGUCAAAAUACUCAACUUAAGCGUACUGUUAUAGAAGUUUACUAUUGCUAGAGCGAUGGAUUUGCUGUAUUCUGUUACAAGAAAACAAUCUGUUAACAGUUCAAAAAAUUAUGAUUUUGAAAGCCUAAAUGAAGGGUAUGCAUUAUGCAAUGUAUCCAGUCAAAAUGUUGUUGCCUUUGUAACAAAUCUAGAAGUAGAUGACACUUCAGGAAAGACAUGGGGCUCCCAUGUUUAUGUAGCAGACCUCAAUACACCUUGGAAUGUGCACAAAGUUACCUCAAACAAGGCACUUAUAACUGCUAUUGACUGGGACAUCCCUGGCUCAAAAUUACUCACAGCUGAUGCCUCAGGAAAUGUCCAGAUUUGGACUAACAAAGAAUACCUUCUUAAUGAUUGGACCUGUCUGGGAACAGCUACUUUUCAUGGAGAAAACAUAAUUGCAGCUGCGUUUUUUCACAAUGGCAAAAAAAUAUGCCUGGUGGCAGAUAGGAAAGAUGCUAUGCAUUACUAUGACAAGUUUAAACCUCAAAAAAUUGCAGCGUCAGUUCGGCAGUUUGGAGGAAAACCUGUUGAAGGUUGCAUUGUUAUUACCUCAACAGGAAUGGUCGGUGUGGUUGGAUUAAAUCGGGGUGGCCCUGGAGGUGUUAUUACUGCAACAGCUAGCUUAGGCUCCAUCAGACACCGAAUAACAACAGUUGACAUCUGUUUUGGCAGAAAUGGAAACUUUUUGGUAGCAGCUAGCAGUGGUAAUGUAAAUUUACCAAUUCUAUGUUACCAAGUUGGUGUGACCAAAACUGAUGACAAACUGGUUGUUACAUCUCAAGCUCUUCCUAGCUUUUUUCCCCAAAGUGGUCUUUCCAAAAACCCAACCUCACAGCGUCCUCAAGCAAAAUUUGUGACACAUUUGAAGUUCGUUGUCCGAGAGCAUGCAGAUUCACUUGUUGUUGCCUCUAGUACAGACCAAGGAUCUCAGAUUGACAUAUGGGAGUUGACAGAAAAGCCAGUGACAAUUCAUGCUAUGUUUCAACAAAAGCACACUCUUUCUAGUGACUCUAUAACUGUGACUUGGCAACAUCAUUCCCAUUUUCCAAGCAAAUCUUCAAUUUCAUGUCUGACUGUGUCCAAAAUAUCAAUUACAACUGCUGAUCCUCCGCCAUCGUAUGUGCUGGUAGCAUUUGAAGAUGGAACUAUUACUUGUUUAUAUAAGGAUGGUUUAAAGCAGGUGGCAAGUACAUCAAUCAAUAGCAUGUCAUGGGGCCAACCUAAACAGCAACGACUUGAUGGAUGUGUUUCAUACAUGGAUAUUUCCUGGUUAGGUAAUGUUUCUAUUGCUGUCGAUACACAGGGGCAACUUUAUCUGUAUAGACUUCUUCCAAUCUCUGAACCAGGGGCCCCUGUGACAGUUCCAUAUGCAUGCACUUUACUAGAGUAUUGUCUUGUCAGUGGGCUUGACUGGUGGGAUCUUCUUGUCAGUCUCCGUCCCUCAAUGCUUGAGGCAGUUUGUGAGCGUUUUACCGAAAGCUACAAUCGUCAACAGCCUGCUGUUCAGCAAUUUCAUUCUUCACAGUUUCUGAGUAUUAAAGCUUCCUUGUACAGAUUAUCUUUUAAUUGUCAGUCUAAAGCAGCAGACUUAAAUGCUUUGAUGAUGCUGCAAUCUGUUGCAACUGCUUUCAAGUCUUUAUUACGUCCCUCUGAUCUUUCAAGUCAUGAGAAGGGACCUGCUGAAAGCUUAGCAGUUGUUGCAGAGCUACAACUUGAUGAUGUAGACAAAGUUCUCCAAAAUGUGAAUGCCAAAGAAUUCACCAUGGAGGGUAUCAUAUUACAAUCACUUCAACAACUCAUUCAAUGGGUUGCCGAUUUAGCCCUGUCAUUAUUGGCUCGCCUUCCUCAUGGAAUAAAACCAUCCGGGUAUGAUAUUCUUCGUGACUACAAAGCUCUAAACACAUUAAAAGAGCUCCUCGUUAUAAUUCGUAUUUGGGGGCUACUACGCAAGACAUGUCUUCCAGUGUUCUUUCAAUGUUUUGAUAAUAUUGAUGUCCUUGCACAUAUUUUUAAAUUACUCACAAGAUUUACUCAAAGUCAAGAACCAGAUGACGCUCUCAUUGAUGCCUGCCUUCAGUUGCCCAAUCAAGUCAUGAUACCUCAGUUAAACUCACUUGUACCUUGCAGGGUGAUUGCUUCACCUGCUUUUUUUCAACAAUCUCUACCCCUACAGUUGGAAUAUGGAUCUGAACCAGAAAUGCUUCAGUUUUCACCUGAAACCAGUAAUGUUGAAGGCGUAAGUAAAUCAGACCAGUUCAUGGACACAACACGCCACAUUUAUCUGGGGAAAAAUCCACGAGUUCUGAAGCAGUGUACACGGUGUGGUGUUCAAUCUCAACUUCAUAGUAGGGCACGAACUGCAGCAAUUAGAGCUUGGGACCAGCGGUGGGUAUGUGGAUGCAGAUGUGGUGGUCACUGGACUAUCCACCAACCAGAGUCUUGACCCCUUUGGGAUGUAUAUCAUCACUGUGCUUUAAAGUUGUGCAACACACGCAGCUUUACUGAACAGUUUCUCUACGGCUCUGAAAUUAACAUGUAAAUUGGUGUGUGUUGUACAUAUUGAAUGAGAAGUUGUCAUUUUAUGUCCUUUUGUAAAUAUAUGUAAACGGAGUUCCAUUUCUUGAUACCAAUGUAAUAAAACUAGCGGUAAUGAAUAA